Molecule: messenger RNA, 405 nt
Organism: Dufourea novaeangliae
Lineage: Eukaryota; Metazoa; Arthropoda; Insecta; Hymenoptera; Halictidae
Product: zinc finger protein 227-like
Exons: 2
Coding region: 1-405 (134 amino acids)
Source: RefSeq, a predicted model, not a curated record
AUGCUUCUCGCUGUUGGCAAGAGCGAGAACACGGAGAGCAACGGCGAUAAGGAGCAGCAAGACGACGACGUGUGCGAGAUCUCGUUCCACGGACAGCUACCGAUGAGCUACCUGCUGUGCGACUCCUCGAUCCUGACCGUCGAGGCGAACACAUCCCAGAAAACUGGGAGGACCGGCCAGCAGUUCCGUUGCGACGGUUGCGGCCGUGGUUACACGCGUAUGGACAGCCUGAAACGGCAUCAGACCAAGUGCGACGCGUCAUUAGAGAAGCUGCAAGAAGAGGUCGAGUGGUUGCAUCGGCAGAAAUUCUAUUGCACUCAGUGCGGCAAGGGUUACAAGAGACUGGACACGCUGAGGAGGCAUCAGAGGCUCGUUUGCGGGGACAAGGAGACAACUAGCUCCUGA